This is a messenger RNA of Antechinus flavipes (yellow-footed antechinus), 5663 nucleotides long. It is a transcript of the gene TAPBPL, whose product is annotated as TAP binding protein like. The transcript is spliced from 7 exons. The record is from RefSeq and is a predicted model, not a curated record. NCBI's taxonomy places the organism in Eukaryota, Metazoa, Chordata, Mammalia, Dasyuromorphia, Dasyuridae. Bases 811 to 2211 code for a protein of 466 amino acids.
CCCCAGGGCUUUGCUAUCUCCCUGUGCAGAUGGGGAGACCGGUCCUGCCCUGUGUCCCGGGGCCUGCCGGGAGCUCUGAGCGCCCCAGCACAGAAUCCCAGCCGCCCGCAGCGGGCAGGGCUCUCUCCCUUCCCUCGCCUUAACUUCCGUAAGCUUCUGCUUUCUGGGUUCCCAUGAUGCCCAGAUUUCGUCUCGGGCUAGAUCCCUCAAUCCAUCCCCCAAAGGCUCACUACUAACAACCUCUCUAACCUGGGCAGCCCCGCCCCGCCCGGCUCAGCCCGGCCCGGUUCGGUUAACUGGUUCCGCCCACUUUUUGUCCAGAGAAGAUUUUCCUUACGCCCAGUCACCCCCUCCCCACCAAGAAACCCAAGUAAAAGGGUCCCCCCAGGGAAGGAGAGGGAACUUGCUGAGGAUCGUGCUUCUGGGGCAGGGGCCCAACCGCUGCCUCCCAGAACUGGAGGAUCACAGAACCUGGCCGGGGAAGGGCCCAGAGCCUGGCGCCUCCGCCGGGGCCCAGCUUCCCAGCCCUUCCGGGACCCUCCGGUAUUCCCUCCCCAGCGUCUCCCGGGGCUGCGCCGUCAACUCCAGCCCCACGCGGGGCCCCCGGCUUGGGGCUUCUCUGGCUCCCAAGACCUUCCUCACCCCUCCUGACAGGGCUGGGGGAAGUGGGGGCGGCGGAGGGGAGGGCAGCCAGCAGCCCCGGCCCCACCUGGCUCCCUCCCCCAAUUCGGUUUCUGUUUCGGAGGAGAGUGAAAGUGAAAGAGGAACGGCUCCGGGGCGGGGGAGGGAGGGAGUGGGGCCCGGCGGGCCAUGGGCAGUGCGGCGGACCGACUGACGGGCGGCCCACCCUCGGAGCGGCCUCCGCGCGGACCCCCAGCCCCCCGGACUGUCAGACGGCCGCCUGUCUGCGGGGCCAUGGGCGUCCCGGGCCUGGGCGCCCUGCUGCUCUGCUGGGCCGCGGCCACCUGCGCCGCAGAGCUGGGCGCGCCCGGGGGCCCCCACAGGGGAGUGGACUUAAUCCUGGACUGCAGCCUGGCCGGAGAGGACGCGCAUCCCUGGGGCAUCUCUGCCGGCAAGCCGGACGCGGCUCGGGCCACGCUGGUGCUGAGGCAAGUGCCCGUUCCGGAUGACGGCGCGCUGGACGGCUUCACCGACUUCCCGGGGGUCACCGCGGCCCAAGGAGACGCGCCCAUUGUCUUUGAGGCCUCGGUGGACCGGGUGCGGCUGCCCCACGCCGAGGUCUUGCUCCACGCCGCCUGCCAGGAGAAGGUGGUGACCUGUGAGCUGUCUCGGCUCCCCCAGGCGCGCCAGGAGCCCCCUGCCCAGGAGUCCGCCUGCUUCAUGGGCGCCGUCCAGGUGUCCGGGGGAGGGUUUAGUGUCUCCAUGGUGAUGAAGACCCUCGGAGGGCCUGAGGGGGGGGCUCCCUUGCAUCCCCAGCUGAACCUGCCCCUGAGCCCCCGGGGGACAGUGCUGGCUUCAGUGGAAUUCCAGGUGAUGACCCAGAAACCCUCCAUCCCGGCCUCCCUCGGGGCCUCCGCCUCCCUGCCCUGCGGCUUCUCAGGGGCCCCCGGCUCUGGCCCAUUCCACAUCGAGUGGAGGAGGCAGCACCGGGGCCAGGGCCAGAGGGUGUACGUCUGGGCGGGGGGCCAGGGACAGGCCCUGCGGGAGGGGGCCAGGCUGGAGCCCCAGGAGCUGCUGGAGGUCGGGGACGCCUCGCUCACCCUGCCGGGCCUGACCCUGAGGGACGAGGGAGCCUACAUUUGCCAGAUCUCCUCUGCCCAGUACCAAGCUCAGCAGAUCAUUCAACUCAGCAUCCUGGAGACCCCUAAGGUGCGCCUGGAUUUGGUGGCCGAGGCCCUGCCCCCCACCCUCUUGUGUGCCAUUGCCGGCUACUACCCGUUGGACGUGGCCGUGAGCUGGACCCGGGAGGAGCCGGGCGGAGCCCCGACCCCCGCCUCGGGCGCCUCCUUCUCCAGCCACCGGCAGAGCCGGGCGGGCACCUACAGCCUCUCCUCCUCUCUGAGGGCGGAGCCCGGCCCCCGGGGGGCCACCUACGCCUGCCAGGUGGCCCAUGUCUCCCUGCCCGAGCCCAUCACCUUGGAGAUCUGGGUGGGCCCUCCAGAGCAAGGAGCACCUCUGGGGUCCUUCCUCGCCACCGGCCUGUUCUUCCUCGCCCUCUUGUUCCUGGGCCUUCGGAGGCGCCGAGGGUAGAGCCAGAGCCUCCCUCCCCACUUGUUGGUGCUCCACGCUGGCACAGUGCGCAGGGUCAGGAAGCGCCCCCUCACCCCAAGCCUAGGCUCGCCUUCCCUUCAGCCGUUCCUCGUCCAGCCUGCAGAAUGGUCCGACCGCCCCCCACGCCCGGACCUCCUCCAGGGGCAGCUCUCCAUCCCCCUCUCCCUGACUCAGCCGCCCAGCGUCGGGCGGGCAGGGCCCAGCCAUGGCCCCUUCUGGGUCUGGGACCUCCAAGCGCGUCUGGGUCCGGUGGCCUUCACACGUCUCACGUUGGGUCUUUCGUCCUAACUGCAAACGGACCCUUUCCUGGGCAGACGCCUCAUCGUCCCUCUGGAUCUGGGAUUCUCUGAGCUCCCUUUGACAUCAUCCUGGGGCUCCCUCCCUGGCUCCCCCUUAGCUCCUCAAUGGGGGCCCGCCACCUUCCUCCCCUCCCUGACCCAGCGCAGCCGAAGGCGACAUCGCCGGCCCGUGGCCACCAUUCCAUGCAGUUGACUCAUAUUGAGUUUUGAACCCCCUAAAAUCCUCAGGUAAUUUUUCAGAGGAGUCACCUUUCUCCUCGUGCCCUUGGGCCGUUUAUUGCUUGGACUCGGCUGGAAGACUUUACAUUGCUCCUGUCGGGUUUUACUGAUGAAUUUGGAUUUGGAGCCCAGCUAGGCCCUGGUUCUCCAGGAAGGGUCCUGAGGAGAGUCCUCCCUGGCCAGAGAGUCUGAAAUUCAUCCUGAGACCCUCGCCCAAGGUCCAAGAGAGGAGCCGGUGGUGAGGAGAGGCUGGGGCAGCCCCUGGACAGGGAGAGGUGGGAGCAGGGCCUGGAAAGGAGCCCUUUGCCCCCCAAACUCCAAUGCGUCUCAAUAAAAAUCACCAUUCUGCCCUCGUUCUCUCCGUGUCCCUGUCACUCGUUCUCUCAUCCAAGUCUCCCGAGGAAAGGAUUGGGAGCAAGCCCUGGCCCUGCCUCCCUUCUGAUCAUCUCAGCUGAGCUGCAGACUCCAAGCUUGGACCCAGCGGUUUAAGGAAACAGCCUCGGGCACUGCCUCUGGCGCCCAGCGUGCCUCAGUUUGCUUGAAUUUGGGGAACCACAUCACAAUGCAAAUCCACGUUGAGCUUGCAGUCCACUGAAAUCCCCGGAUCUUUUUCCAGUUAGUCUAUCAGUGUCUCCCCAUCUUAUAGUGAAGCUGGGCACAAGGGCAAGAUUGCCCUUGAUUUGUGCUGUGUCCCAGUGUUCGGGGCGGGGGGUCAGGAUCUGUUUUGCCCUCUGCCUGUAUAGUUUGUUGUCUGAAAGUGUGGUCAGCCCCGCAGCUAGACCUUUGUCCGAAUCACUGCUGACAGGACGGGGUCCCGUGCAGAUGCUCCUGUUGGGCGCUGACUGCGGGCACGACUCCCCAGGCCUGCACGUGGGGCCCGGGAGGUGAUGGGCAAUCUCAGAGAGAAACGCCAUAGGGCGGCUGAUUGACCCCCCUCCCAGGAGCAGCCGCAGUGUUCCCGAGCAGAGGUGGGGUGGGCCAGGCCGGGCAGACCGGGAGACGGCGGAAGCAGGGCCUGCAGCUGGCAAAGCCCCCCGGCCGGCAGGACACAGAGCCCGGGUGGGAGCUCCAGGGCGAGUGUCGUGGCUCCCUCCGGCUCCGUCUCGGAGAGAGUGCCCAGGGGCGCUUCUCCCUCGGUGGAACGACUCCCGACAGCUUUUGAAUCAGAUCCAGGUUCUCCAACUCCACCGCGUCUCUCGGGACUUUGAUCUCAUCUUUCCUGCAAACCAGUGCUCCAGCCGCUCUUCUGCAGCCCUACCCCACGGCCCUCCCAGGCCCCUCGGCGGCUCAGCGCCCCCUUUGGCCCUUCAGGCCACUGGCCCGCGACACUUUGCCGCUUCCAUACCGUGGCUCCUGUUCUAGAGCUGCCCGGGUGACGUAGAACAAGCCCCGACAUGGGAAGGUGCCCGUGGGAAGGGCGGCUUGGGGACGCUGAUUUCCGUAGCUCCAGACCCAUCGGGACCCGGUGAAAUGGACUCGAGUCACCCUGCCCCCCGUCGGUGCCUCCUGUCAGUGGCGCGCUGGGUCUCGUGCCAUCCCCAGAUGUUUCUACUUUCUGUUGGGCUUUCAAUCUGUGAUUGUUUUUGAGAUUAGCUAUUACUCCGGGGAAAUGUUGAAAAGUGACAGCUCUUAGAGGGAAAGGUUCAGCUGUUAUACUCCCGUCCAAACGCUUAAGGCUAUUUCAGGCUUGGAUGUGUGGGUAGGUCAGGGUUUCAUGGGUCCUUAAAGCCUCUAGUCACAUGGAAGAACUGCUUCCUAGGGCAAAGGGACACGAGGCUGAAGAUGGAAAAGAACCACCGACAAAAAAAGUUAAUUAAAGGUAAUAAAACCACGCCCGCAGCUAGAACGGGCGACUGGAGGGCGACACAGUUGGUCCAAACUGCUGGGAGAUGGAAGAACAUUCAGCGGAUUAAGCAAUGCUGUGAAGAGGAAAUAUGUCAAGGGCAAGACAAUAUAAAGAUCGGAGUUCUGACCACUGGGAGAAGAGACUUUUUCCUGACAAAAUGUGUCCAAACUGUCAUCUGGACCUUUAACCCAGAGGUCGAGGUGUCAAAACCGGCUUCUGUAUGUGUUUUAGGCAGCUAGGGGGUACAAUGGACAGAGCGGACUGUGACCCUGGACAAUGAAAAGGCAAUGGGACUUGUUCGCAUUGUCUUUUCAGCUUCAAUUCCCCCUGAAAUAGGAGACUAAUAGAAGCUACGCAGUGACAUUGUGGUGAGGGUCGGUCAAAUCAAUCAGAUGUAAAAUGGCUUUCCUUGCACCCCUUGAAGGGUUUUACUCAGCCUACAGAAUCUGGGCAUUUUCUGAAGAGGGAAAACAUAUUUAGGGGAUAUUUGUUAUUUACGGUGGCUUGGAAGUCUUGCUUCCAUUGAGAAAAUGGCGAUUUCUGAUAAAUUCUAUCACGCUGCGAGAAGCGGGCUUUGGAGACGGAAUUCUCAGACACCAUCUUCAUUUCUGAAACGACCCUUCUUCUGAAUCUCUUGCCUUGGAUUGGCCAUAGUGAUGAAAAUAUCACCUUGAAUUUCUUUCAUUUUCUGUUCCCCUGGGAAAAUUUCCCAAUGCUUCCCAGAGUCCCUCUGGAAGCAUCAUUUGUGAGCUUCCUAUCCUCCAACUUUGGAGAAGGAGUGAGUAGUUUUGAACACUGGCUCUGCUCUUCUUUGUGUGCUGGUGGGUGAACGCCUUCCCCUCUCUGGAUUUGUUUCCUCAUUCUGCCUAAUGGGGAUUUGGCGAGCUGAUGUCUAAGUUGCUUUCUAGUUCCCCAAACUGCCUGUACUCUGCCAACCUUAUGAAGUAGGUAGAGCAGCUAUAAUCAUCCUCAUUUUGUUGAUGAGAUAAGUGUAGUGUAAUUGCCCAAACUGAAUGAUUCUCCUGACUAAGAUGUACGCAGAUUCACAUUAAACGCUUCUGGAGCCA